AUGGUGCUAGGGAUAGUCAUGAUGACGGCCAUGGUGCCGACCAUUAUCGGACUAAAUGAGGCCACUAAAGGCACUCGUGAUCAAGAGAACAACCGGAAGGAUACAGCGCGCAAGCAGAGAUGUCACCUAGUGGCUAUGUGCGAACUCAACAAGGGAACUCAGACCCAGCGUGAACAGGUUCACAAUGCUCGUGUAUAUGUGGGGCGAGACGGGAAUCUUUAUAUCACCAAACAACCCAGCUCCGCCAUGUCUCUCUUCAAUGGCGGCUUCUACAAACACCCGGAUUUCCCCCCGGAUAAUACAUCCGGCAUGGUGACUAUCACUGGCGAACAACCACCCACUUUGCGCUGGGUGUUCCUAGAUGUUAACACGUAUCAGAUGCGAUGGGGUGGGCGUCCGGACAGUGAGGGCCACGUGUGUGGGCCCUUUGACUGGACGAAAGACGAACAGUGUAUAACGCUUGACGGGUGGGAGGGAUGGCUGGCUGUCAGGUUACCUGAAGAUGAAAUGCGGGAUCAAGCGGAGGCAGAACUCGAGAUCGGCGAUGGUCGCGAGAUUUGGCGCCUGUAUUUUGACCAGAAUGAUGACGGGGCCGAUCUGCCGCCCGGUUCCCAGGGUAUAGAAAUCCGUCUCAAGCGAGUUACGGCAGAGUCAUGA
Messenger RNA from Penicillium mononematosum, 657 nucleotides. RefSeq lists its product as uncharacterized. NCBI's taxonomy places the organism in Eukaryota, Fungi, Ascomycota, Eurotiomycetes, Eurotiales, Aspergillaceae. The coding region runs from base 1 to 657 and encodes 218 amino acids. The record is from RefSeq and is a predicted model, not a curated record. The transcript is spliced from 2 exons.